Cuscuta campestris is the source of this 1744-nucleotide messenger RNA. The record is from the annotation of a GenBank genome assembly. Lineage: Eukaryota; Viridiplantae; Streptophyta; Magnoliopsida; Solanales; Convolvulaceae.
CGAGGAGCGCGCAUAUCCAAGGGAAAAUAUAAAAGGAUAAGAUGAUAGCAGUAAAUAUGAGAAGGCAGUAAUUUUUUUUUUUUUUUGCACAGUUUUGCUGUCAUAUUCUUCUUGCAUUUUUCUUGUCCUUGUGCAAUGACACACCAUUUAUGGCACCCCCCACGUUCUUGUUCUCUUCUGCUUUAAAUAUCACCACUCCCCCCUUCACAUUCACUGUAUUCUCCAUUGAAAAGAGGGAACCUUUAUCUCCCCAUUCUGAAACUCAAAACAAAAAGAAGAUAAGAGAUUGAUUAGAUUAAUGAUGAGGAAGUUGGGGAUAACUUUACUCAUAAUCCUUGUCAUCCACCAAAACUGCUUUCAUUUCAGAGUGAAAGCAAGUGAUGGGUUCAUCAGAACCAGAGGAAUCCAGUUCUCUCUCAAUGGCUACCCUUUCUAUGCCAAUGGCUUCAAUGCCUAUUGGCUGAUGUACAUGGCUUCUGACCCUUCUCAGAGACACAGAGUCUCUGAUGCCUUUAGAGAAGCCUCCAGCCAUGGCCUCACUCUUGCAAGAACUUGGGCUUUCAGUGAUGGUGGCUACAAACCUCUCCAGUAUGCUCCUGGCUCUUACAAUGAAGACAUGUUCAAGGGAUUGGAUUUUGUGAUAGCUGAGGCAAAGAAGUAUGGGAUGAAGGUGAUAUUAAGCUUGGCUAAUAAUUAUGACAGCUUUGGAGGGAAGAAGCAGUAUGUGGAGUGGGCUAGAAAGCAGGGGCAGCCCUUGUCAUCUGAAGAUGAUUUCUUUAGAAACUCUCUUGUGAAGGCCUACUACAAAAACCAUAUAAAGGUAUCAUCACUGUUAAUUCAUUGAAAGAAAAAAACCAAUUUUGCCCUCACUCCAUGUUCCCAAAAGUGGACUGAGACAACAUUGAGUCCAUGGUCAUAAAGUUUUUUUUAAUCAUCCCAAAUCUAUUAAAUAUGAAUGAAUUAAUCUAGUGCUCCUUGAUAAAUAUGGGAUAACCCCAUGCAAUCCUUUGAAAAGAUCUUUAGAAUUGAACAAAGGGUCAUGCUAUAGUCACCACACCAAAGUUGACAUUGCCAAACUGUUUGUGUGUGGUUGCAUUUGGUUGGGUCAAACUUAGGGUGGUUAAAGUAGCAUAAAUCUUGAACAAUACAUAUCAUUAACAAAUGCAUGGACGAAUAUUACUAAUAUGUUCAGUUUUUUGUGACGCAAGUGGUGUAUAUAUUUUUGUGUGUGGCAACAGACUGUUUUGAACAGAAAAAACACUUUGACUGGAGUAGUUUACAAGAAUGACCCUACCAUAAUGGCUUGGGAGCUUAUGAAUGAGCCCAGGUGUACCUCAGAUCCAUCUGGAUCCACCAUUCAGGUCCUUAUGAUGCUUCAUUUCUCUUUUCACUUUGGAGUAAUUAAAUUAGCGUUAAUCUGCUGACUACAUAUACCAUACAUCCUAAUACCUUUCUCGGCCUUUUGGCUAAGAUCAAGUGUAGCAUCUGUUCUUAUCAGUUUAAGAUCUGAUAUGUGGGCAAUUGGCCCACACGAUAUUAACUCAAUUUUUUAAGGGGAAGGCCCAUCAAAGGCAGCUUGUUGUCUUGGGCUUUCAAGCGUCGCCUUGGUCUUACACUACUCCCUUGGCCCGGCGCAUCCCACAAAAAAAAUACAUCCGGAUGUACGGUGCUUCCCGUAUAUCUAUAUGAAUACUCAUAUUUGAGUAACAAAAGACUCAUUUUUGAAUAACCAAAUACUCACUUU